AUGCUCGAGGUUCGAUUGGGCACAAGCAGAAAAUGGUUUCCCCACAUGCAGGAGCCAAUUAAAAGCUAUAGCGCCUACCGCGUCUAUUUGACGAGCUGCUUGUGGUUGCAGAAAUACGGGGAAUUGAUUUUGCAACAUCCACCUCGAGCUCUCUUCAUUACGAUUUUCGGCAUUCCCCGUCCUCAUAAUGCAAGAAUAAGUGCCGUGAAAGCACAAUUGGAUUUUCAACAAUGUAAGUAA
Sclerotinia sclerotiorum 1980 UF-70 is the source of this 240-nucleotide messenger RNA. RefSeq lists its product with no specific name. NCBI's taxonomy places the organism in Eukaryota, Fungi, Ascomycota, Leotiomycetes, Helotiales, Sclerotiniaceae. The transcript has 2 exons. The record is from RefSeq and is a predicted model, not a curated record. Bases 1 to 240 code for a protein of 79 amino acids.